Seriola aureovittata is the source of this 3056-nucleotide messenger RNA. Its product is annotated as alpha-1,6-mannosylglycoprotein 6-beta-N-acetylglucosaminyltransferase A-like. Gene Ontology annotation, molecular function: alpha-1,6-mannosylglycoprotein 6-beta-N-acetylglucosaminyltransferase activity. Bases 186 to 2267 code for a protein of 693 amino acids. The transcript is spliced from 18 exons. The record is from RefSeq and is a predicted model, not a curated record. Gene Ontology annotation, cellular component: Golgi apparatus. Lineage: Eukaryota; Metazoa; Chordata; Actinopteri; Carangiformes; Carangidae. Gene Ontology annotation, biological process: protein N-linked glycosylation.
GGGUUUUGGUCUAAAAGAAACUGGAUUUUACUUAAGUGCAUUCAUUCGGUGAUGUUGGAAGGACUGGCUUUAAUUAGUUUAAGGGCAAUGCUGAACAGGAGGACACAGGUGUGACCGGUAACGACAGACUGGUUAGGCCUGAUCAAGUUUGGAAAGAAAAGAAAGAAGGUCGGGCUAAAGACAUAAUGAAAAGUAUUGUCAAGGUUGUGGAUGAUCUCCUGAACAUCGUGGAAGCCGCUGAUGAUUUCGCUCCCCCUCUGCCUUUGAGGGACUACAAGGCGGAAUUAAAGACACUCCAGAUUGAAAUGGAGACAGAGAAAGAAAAAGGGAAAAUGAGGAAUGAGAUGAUCAAGGAGCUGCGUUCUGAUAAAGUCCAUCUGCAACAACAAGUGGCUUAUUUGGAGGAACUCCUAAAGCUGCAGGCAGAGAACAGAGAGAAAACCAUCCAGCAAGCAAAAUCUGAAGAUCAAAUCAAAGAGGAUGAAAAUUGCCCACUGCCCCUCAUGGAUGGAUACCCAGACUGUAAGGGGAAAUUGAAGUGGAUGAAGGAGAUGUGGAAGACUGAUCCUUGUUAUAGCCGUUAUGGGGUGAAUGGGUCUCUGUGCUCCAUCCUCAUCUACCUCAGUGAGAUAGAGUCCUGGUGCCCUGUGCUUCCAAGCCGAGCAGCCCCCUCACCUCAAGCAGAAAACUCUGAGGCGGGUUCUGACCAAGCAGUGAUACGGGACAGCUUAGAUGGCCUGUAUCCAUCUCUGGAAAACAGAGUCCAGUUCCGCUGGAUUCACCAAAGAAUUCGAAGUAUGGGAGAGGUUUGGGUCAAGGCUGGACGCUCUCUCUCAGCCAAAUACAACCUCACAGAGCGGAAAGCCAAACAUAUCUUGGUGCAUCCCGGUGCGGUGACAGAUGAGUCAGGUUUUAGAAUAGCAGAGGCUGCCUUCAGUGGUGGCCCUCUUGGGGAACUAGUCCAGUGGAGUGACCUCAUCUCCACACUUCAAAUCUUAGGUCACCAUCUUCACCUUUCUGCCUCCAUACCUGAUCUCCAGAGUUUUCUAGGGAUUAAGACAAGCGGUUGCCCACCUCAUUCAAAAGUGGAAGUAAACCUGAUCUAUACAGACAUUAUUGGCCUUAAACAGUUUCAAAAUGUACUCAAGACAUCCUGGAUCAAAUACAAAUGUAUGAUUCGUGUGUUGGAUACUUUUGGCACUGAGCCAGACUUCAAUCAUGCAGUUUGGGCUCAAAAACACAAUCUUAGAGGUCCAUUUGGUGGCCUCAAUCUGAUCCCAGCGCAGUUCUACACCAUGUUCCCACAUACACCAGACAACACUUUCCUGGGCUUUGUGGUGCCACACCAGCUGAACGCUAAAGAAAGUGAGCAGACCAAGAGACAAAACCAGGCUCUCGUGUACGGCAAGCGUGCCGAGUUUUGGGAGGGUAAAGAGUCUUAUCUGGACAUUAUCCACAAGUACCUGGACGUCCAUGGGACGGUUGACGUCAGUUCUCGCAUUCCAAACUAUGUGAAAAACCACGGCAUUAUCAGAGGGACUGAGGUGCAGGCCCUGUUGAGACAGAGCAAGGUUUUUGUGGGGUUGUCUUUCCCAUAUGAAGGCCCCGCCCCUCUGGAGGCCAUAGCCAAUGGCUGUGCUUUCCUGAACCCCAGGUUAUUCCCCCCGCAGAGCAGCUUGAACUCACAGUUCUUCAAAGGAAAGCCCAACAUCAGAGAGGUGACAUCGCAGCAUCCUUAUGCUGAGGCCAUAGGAGAACCCUAUGUAUGGACGAUAGAUAUGUACAACAAAACAGAAGUGGAGAAAGCUCUCACUGCUAUACUCAAUCAAAGUAUUGAGCCCUACCUUCCCUAUGAGUUUACCUGUGAAGGAAUGCUCCAGAGGGUCAAUGUCCUGAUUGAAAAACAGGACCUCUGCUCGAGCACAGCGAGCUGGCCCCCACUGAGUGCGCUCCAGGUUGUGCAGGCAGAGGCAGGCACUUCCUGUAAACAGGCAUGCCAGAAGAUGGGGCUGAUCUGUGAACCUGCCUUCUUCCCACAUCUCAACAGCACCAGGAAUCUUGCCAACUACAGUGUAGACUGUCAAACAUCAGAGGUUUCUGACAGUGAUCUGGUUCUCCCAGCCUUCAACAACACCAGUAAACACUGUCUGCUGCAGUCUGAUCCCCUGCUCUUCAGCUGUGUGAGAUCAAACCAGUCCCUGAUUCGAAUCUGUCCCUGCAGAGACUACAUUAAGGACCAAAUAGCCUUAUGCAAGGCAUGUAUCUAACUGCUGUACAUGCAAUGAAAACGUGUGUAUAUCACUCAUGUCACAAACCGGGCCGCACAGCCAUGAAAAAAAGGGGGGGAUGCACACAAACAAGCCAACAAACAAAGGUUUUAUUAAAAAAAAAAAAAAAAAAAACAGACAAUAAAUCUAGAAGAAGAACCUAAACUAACAAUGGCAUGUGUAAUCUGUAGGAUCAGCAGUGUAAGUGAGUGCAUGAGUGAAGCAAUGCAAUGUUGUAUGGUGCAGCAACAGAAACAACACAAACCAAAUGCCAACCUCAAUGAGGAGAGAGAACCAGAACUGAGCUCCAACAUGGUUUUAAAAGCACCAGCACACAGGGCCCAGGUGUGCCAAGUCUGCUGAUGAGCCCAGGUACCGAAAACCUUUUGCCACACCCACCUCUAGUACCUGUAAAGGAAGCAGCCGCACACAGGAAGCACCAUGUACACAGGUGGAGAGGGUUGUCACACUCUGCACAUACUAUAAAGGUCAAUUCUUGGAUCAAAGUACAGCACUACCUCAUGUCAACAUGGCCAUGUGCAGCGGGCUCAGUGGCUCCCAGCAGGAAGUCGACAGGUCUGAUACUUGGCCUUUUCCACGUGGAGUUUGCACAUUAUAGACUUCUGACAUUCUUACUAUACCACAUGAAAGUGAAUGAGUACUUGAAAUAGUGUUAAAAAAAAAUUGCUUCAGGGUGUGUUGUUGAUUUGAUACAGUGACUUUAUUAACAGAUGCAUUUAACACCUGUCAUGGUUGGCAUAUCACCAUGUUAUUAAAGUGUUUCCUUCA